This is a messenger RNA of Onthophagus taurus, 1235 nucleotides long. It is a transcript of the gene OSCP1, whose product is annotated as Organic solute carrier partner 1. The record is from RefSeq and is a predicted model, not a curated record. Gene Ontology annotation, biological process: transport. Gene Ontology annotation, cellular component: plasma membrane; cytoplasm. NCBI's taxonomy places the organism in Eukaryota, Metazoa, Arthropoda, Insecta, Coleoptera, Scarabaeidae.
GUCUCUCGAUAGGGCGCGACACAAGCACUCAAAUAUAUCGUUAACCUUCACAUUGUUAGACAUCUUAUUAUUAUCGAUUGUUUCGUUGUAGCAACACCAAAAAAUGUCGCGGAGGAGGUCAACUCUAUUCCUCGUUUAUAACUUAGGAGCUGAGAUGGUUUAUGUCUUAGCGCAACGGUUAAACUCACAAAAUGUACCCCUAAAGCAGGCGGCCUCAGCGAUUGAUAAAAUUAUUUCGAUGUUAACCGAUUGGGAUCUUCUAACGAUUUUAAUUCGCCCCCAAGAGAUGUUUUCGCACGAAAAAGUAAAAAAUAUCAUCGAAGAUAUUGCACAGUGCUCAACGAUGAGGUUAGAUCCCGUAAGCAUGGAUAAAUUAUGGGAUUUAAUCACAAUGGUCUUAAAAUGGCAAGUAACUUUAUCUCCAACAUCUAACGAAGUAUUAAAUUUAAGCGAAACACACUUAUUUGAAAUCGAAAAGUACGUUUCAAACGUUGAAACUUUAGAGAAAUUAAACCGUAUCCAAAGUUGUUUAUCGAUGCUUAAAGAGGGGUUAGGCGCCGAUGAAUUAAAACAUUUACACUCAGAUUUAAUGAGUUGGCUCAAAGAGUUUAACGUUAAAGUCUCGUUAUUGAUUAAAUUGGAAUUACAAACCCCCGAUGGGAAAUUCCUUAAAACACCCAACGAAAAUAAUAAGACUGUGUUAAGUAAUUUGGGUAAAAACAUAUAUUUGAGCCAAGAAAAUGAUAAAUUAGCGAUUAGUAUUAAAGAGAAGAGGCAGCGAGAAAUGAAUUGUUUACAAAAUGAUUUAUUAGGAUCCGUUGACAAUCAAGGGAACGAUUUCAAGUUCACCGCGUUAAAAACUCGCGAAAAUAACAAUGUUUUCGAUAAAAUUGAUGUUAAACGCGAAGAGAGUAAUUUACAAGAAAUUUUUAACGAAUUUCACAUCAACGAUAACGACAAUAACGAAUAUGAUUACGAUUAAACUUAAUUUAUUACAUUCCGUAACAUUCUAGUCGAUUAAUCAACUUAUCUAGUCAUUAACAAAGCUGCACUUAAGCUUGGAAUUUGCUCACAAAGCUCUAUUUUAAUACACUUUGUAUACUUACCAUUUACCCGUUAAUGCAAAACAUAUUUUUUGUAUUUAUCGUUAAAGAACGUGCCUUUUUUAAUUUUUGUAACUUUUACAAGGAAUAUUUAUGGCAAUAAUACAAUAAAGUACACCGUAAUAAGCAAUA